This is a messenger RNA of Paramecium tetraurelia, 870 nucleotides long. RefSeq lists its product as uncharacterized. The record is from RefSeq and is a predicted model, not a curated record. NCBI's taxonomy places the organism in Eukaryota, Ciliophora, Oligohymenophorea, Peniculida, Parameciidae. The transcript is spliced from 2 exons.
AUGAAUUUGGAAGAAAUUCUUCUGCACCUGUUUGAUAAGACCUUAGACUCUAGUUCCAAUGAUCAUCUGUAAACCAUUUUAGCCAGUCAAGCCAAGAUUAUACAAUUGAAAAAGGAGAAUGUCACUCCAACCAUUAUCCAUUAGAAAUCAUCAAUAUAAAAAAAAUUAGAUACCUUAGAUAAGAAAAUUCUUAACAGAGAUAGUCUUAAAAGUAAGAGGAAAUCAAAAAAUGACAAUGUUUUCAAAACUGCCUCCCAACAUGAAAAUGAUAAUACAUAAAAGUUCGUAAUCAAUAAUAAUGAAGAUUAAAAAGAUCAAUCACUACUAAAAUUAUAGAACAAACAAUUGUAAACUCUGAUUGCCUCACUGGAAUUUAAAUAAAGAGAAAAAUACUUACAAAAUUGCAAUCGCAUCAGAUAAAUUCAAUAAGAGAAAGAGAAAUUAUUAGAGAACAAUACAAACUUGAAUGAAAAAUAAGAAAAACUCAAUCAAAGAUCAUAAACUCUAAUGUAGAAAUAAGUGAUUUUAGAAAAACAAGAAAAGUAAAUGCAAUAUUAAGGAUUAUGCAUAUAACAAAAUUAAUAAGAAUAGUAAAAAAAUGAUGAAUUAUUAAAUGAAAGGAGAGAACACAUGGAAGGAUUGCAGAUGAAACUUAAUGAAUUCGUUAGUCAGUUAUUAAAUUUGGCAAAUUCAAAAAAUAAAGUCGAAAAUUAAUUGCCUAUAUAAUUUGAUGCUAUUGAAUUCCUGAUUCAAUACAUUCUAAAAGAAAGAUCUAUACUGCAAUCAGAAUAACAAUAUCUAAGGAAAUUUAAGUAGGAUGUUCUAAAUGAGAAAAAGCAUGUCUUAGAAUUGAAAGAUUAAUUUUCAUGA